AUGCGCGUUACGCCUACGAUUCUCUUGAUGUUUCAAUCCAACGAUGUGGACCCUGCCUCCAUCUCAUCCAUGUUGGGCUGGCGUGUGCCAGACCAUGACACAAGUGAGGAGCCAGAUCGGAUACCCCUUCUUUGCAGGUAUUUCCAAGCGGACACCUUAAGCCAGAGCGUCUUGGGUGUCCUUCUGUGCUCUCCAGCAGAGAGGCUGGGAAAAGAACACCACAGCUGGUUGCAGAAGCGCAUCUCGACCCUCUCCCUAGCGGCGGGUGCGGGUGGCGGGCCCGGCGCUGGGCCCUUGGCCUUGGCUGCCUCUCUGGGUGCGGGUCCAGGGAAGGAGCCCUCGAAGCCUCUAAAGCCAAACUUCCUCCGCAUGGAUCGGCCACUCAAAGAGCAGUGCCCCGUGCGAGUCUGCUUCGGAGCAGCCGUGGAUCUGGAAGCCGCGGAGUUCGGCCCGGUGCCUGGCUCGGAGCCGGAGGAGGCAGCGGAUCAGCCGAAGGCCGCAGAGCCCGCCGCAGAUGCCGCAGAGCCCGGAGAGCGGCAGCGGAUGAUCGGGUGCCUCUUCCUGCAUACCGAUGUGGGGCCACCCCAUUCAAAGACGAAAGACGGGAUCCAGCUGUCGGUAUGGCGGGCCUUUGCAAAGGCGCUGAGAGAGGUCAGUGGCUCCGGUUUAGAGGUGGACCUGAUCGCCGCGAAGCCUUGCAGAUACCACACAGCAGCAGCCGCAGACAUGCAGCCUUCCAAGCCGCAGGAACCGAGCUCUUCACCGUUGAGCCUUGUGCUUUUCCAGCUGGAGCGGCCGAGCUUCUCAGCGGAGCGGAUAGCUGAGGCCGUGUGCCGAGGCUUUGCAUCUGAGGCCGAUUCAAAGGCUUCCUUCUGCAGGGGGAGGCUGGCGCGGCAUCGUCCCCGGGAGCUGUUGCUACUCCACGGCACGCGCUUUGGGGCCCAGGCGCACCUGUGGAGGAGCCUGGCUCCUGGCAGCGAGGCAGUGCUCCGGCUCGGUGGGCCGAUCCCCUGGGACUUUCUGGCCGCUUUGGACUUCUUUGAGGUGCCCCGCUUUGUGGAUGUGAAGUGCGUGCAGAUCGGGGCUUCGGGUCUGCUCAGGGCCGAGUGGGCCUUAGCUCAGAGCGGCUCGCCAAGCCUUGGCUCCUUGGAGUGGAAAGAAAAAGCCGAUCCCCCUAAAAAGAAGGCCAAGGCCAAGGCGGAGGCCGAAGCGGAGGCGGAGGGAGCCGCGCAGGAGGAGGAGGAGGCGGAGGCGGAGAGCUCGGAGGACGAAGAGGUUGCCGAGGGCGAAGAAGGGCCCGGGCCCCCGCAGCUCUGGGGGAUCAUCAGAGCCCGCAGAAGGAGGUGGGCUGACGAGACGGAUUCUGACGAAGGUCAGAAGAAGGUGGUUCGGAUGGCACAUGCAGACUCGCUACCACCCGAAUCAGCUACAAGCUCGUUGCCGGAAGCGUCGCCGAAGGCCCAAUCUCCAGGCCCGAGCAGUGCCAGCCCUUCCAACAGCAUCAGGCCCGGGCAGAGCAAGUUCGCGACCAGCUUCGGCAGCCCCAAGUCGCAGAUGCUCUCGUCCUCUUCCUGCAGCCCAAAGCACCAGAACUUCCCGUCCACCGACCAGGAGACGUCCGAGGCGACGGGAACGCACUCGCCUUCCCCAGAGCCGGAGGGGCCCUGGGGCUUGCCAGCGACCUCUAUGCAUUGGAAGACCUUCGUGCGGAAGACUGCCGAGGUAAACGACAGUCGUGUGGAGGAGACCUGUGAACCACGGGGUCGCAGCACAACUCCAGCCGGAGCAUUGGGAGCACGCGCAGAAUGUCCGCCGCUCGCCAAGUUGGGCAUUUGCUUCGAGGGCGCCGCGAGGGCAGAGCCCAGUGUGGCCCGGGCGCGCCGCUCCAACGACCCGGGCCCGCCCUCCCAAGAUGAGGAGUCUGCGAACGUGAAGCGAUCCUUGGGCCAAAGCAUGGAACAGGUGCUAGGGCUGCUUGCAGAGGCUCGGACCUUGGGGCUGGUGGACGAAGUGAGGAGUGCCGAGAAGCGCCUCAAGGCCGCGAUGCUCCAAAGGUUGGGGCCCGCGCCCUCGCCGUCGCCUUCGCCAAGCUACCCAGCUCCCGCAUGCGGCUCUUCCGGUGCCGCCUCAGGUGUCGCUUCAGUGCCACGCAGCCGAGCGCUUAGUCGGGCCUCUUCUUGCGACUCCUUCUUCGACGGCGAGGCCCUGCGCUUCGUGCUGGCACCCUCGCCAUCGAACACACCAGGUGACAUCACUCAGUCGAACUCCCCACGCUCCCACUGCCACACCCCGGGCGGUGCCGGUGCCUAUGAAAAUGAUUACACACAGUACCAACAGUACCAGGCCUACCAUGGCAUCAGAGGCUCCCACGGGUCCCACGCGCCCAGCGCAGCCAGCAUCGACUCGGCGCUGCGAAAGGUGGAACAAGUGGCGGAGGCGCUGCAGGUGCCUCAGGUGCCUCAACCGGGCAGCCAGUGGGUGCAAGCGCAAGCGGCGUCAGAGACCUUCGAGGAAGGGCCUGCGCCGGCCAACGCCUGGCAAGAUGCCUUGGCGCCGCUCCUACGUGCCCCAGCCCCAAGCGCACCCCUGCGGCGGCGCAGCAAGCCCUCCGCGGAGUCCGGGCCGAGCUUGGGGUUCAUGUGGCACAGCAGCCCCUUUGCCAUCUCCAGAACGCCCAACAUCCACACACCGGUCUCGCACCACUCCCCCGCCCGCUCCCCGACCUCCUUCAGUGGCUACUGCUCCCCUAUCCCGGGCUUCCCGUCUGGAGUGGCCUCUCCCAACCGCCGCUCCGGCUACUCCUCCCCGUCUACCGGCCUGAACGCAGCAGCUUUUUUUACCGGCGCAGCGGCCGCCGCCACCCAGUCCGGGCUCAUGCGCCGGCUCAUGUCCUUGAGAGAGGCCCGGGGAGAAGAGCGCGAGGAGGACAGCGAGUGGUCCAGCGAGGACCCGUCCGAUGGAGAGGGGGACAGGGCCCCGCCCGACCUCUUGGAGCUCUUGUUGAAGCACGCCGAGCGAGUGGCCCCACGCCGCGGGGGGCGGGAGCCGAGAUCGCUCUGCUUGGAUCUGAGCUCUGAGCUGUUGCCUGUGCGGCUCCGGGGCCUAUUGCCUUGCUACGCGAUCCCGUUUCUCAAUGCCUGGGUGCAGGCGCUGCUUGCGUGCUCACCACUUUGCCAUCUGCUGGCACAGGUCUCCUGGCAGAAGCAGCCGCAUCAGCCGCAUCAGCGUCCGGCGUACAACUGCCUCAUGCAGUUGGCCUGGGAGUUCUACGGACACUCGGAGCUUCGGGGAGCUUCUGCGGGCUCUGCGGGCGUCUUCAAUCGCCUGCAGGCCACGGGCGACCACGCAGUCGACGCGGCUUUCCUCGCCGAGCCGCUGCUGAGACGAUUUGAGAGGGGGAAAUCGGUGCAAGAGGCGCCGGUUUUCCCUGACCUUGUCGGUCCCGACAUGUUCUCCUGCUUCCUGCGGUUUUUCCUUGGUGAGCUUCAUGACGAGUGCAAGUGGCCAACUCUCUCCGCGGUGCCUUACCAGCACGAGGACUCACCGAUGAUGCGGAUCUUUGGAGGGCUCGUCCGGAAGUCCUCCCAUGGGAGGCGAGUGAGCACCCUCGGCGAUGGUCAUGCUCACACGGAUGUGGCGCCCUUCCUCUUGCUUCACCUGGAUCUUGCAGACCCUUUCGGGGAUCCCAAAACGCCCAUCUCGGUGGAGGCUGCUGUGGAGCAGCUGCUGACGCGACAGGAAGCCCGGUUCCUUCGGCUCCCGCCCUUCUUGCUCCUCCACCUGCACCGAUUCCGCACGGGAAGCGACGGCUUGCCCGACCGGGUCAAUCGAAAGUGUCGCAUAGGCCUCGAAAUGGAGCUGGAAGAGGCCACGGGUUACACCCUGCGCUCAGUCACAUACCAACUGCGGAGUGCCAUUUGCCACUACGGCGAAGUCCCAGAAGGUGGGGCCUACAAGGCCUUCGCGUUGCAUUGCGAGCAAAGGCCGGAAAACGGGCAGCGGCCCGGGCCGGAGGGGCCGGAAGGAUCCUGGCAUGUGCUGGACGACGCAGCAGUGCGCUGCAAGAAGGACAUCCAAGAGAUAAUCGACUCAGAAGGGCACCACGCCUGUCUGCUGAUGUUCCGGCGGCAAGACACAAAGACCGUCAAUCUCAGGCUUCGUAGCAGUGCCACAUCCCGUAGCUUUGCCAUGUGGGGCCGCAGCUGUGGCGUUCGAGCGUUCCGUGUCGCGGUGCUGCCCUUUGAAGCCCUUUGUCUCCGCUCCAACCGGCACAUCGCCACGAAGAGGGAAAGACAGAGACAGAUGGGUGCGAAGGCCAGCCUGGCUGGGGUGCUGUCGAGGCAGCGCCUCCCGGCGUUCGCGUGCCAGCGAGGCCGCGCCUUUGCCGAGACCAAGAAGCGGCGGCCCCUUCGACCGAAGGAGGAGCUCUUGAGAGACGCGACGCACCACGAUGUGCCCGUGCGCCGAAAGGCAGUGAAGGACCUUGGCAGAUACCCCGGUGACCCUGAGGCCAUCGCGGCCUUGGCCAAGGCCCUGGGUGACGAAGAUGUUGCUGUGCAGCUCGCCGCGCAGGGCGCCAUGUCCAAAGUUGCCGACAUCGGCGACCCGCGCACCGUCCAGGCGACGUUGGAGCGCGUGUCCAGUACCUGUGAGUGGACGAGGAUUGCAGCAUUGAGCACCCUGGCAGACAUCACAGGCAAGUUCGGACACGCCACACGAGGGACGGCGCUGGACCUGCAGGUGGAGGAGGCCGUUAAGUCCCGACUAACAGACGAGGACUGGGGAGUUUGGAGCCCAGGGAGGAUGAAGGCCAAAGUUCCCAUCUUCCGCUCUCCUUGCACUUUCUUGGAUGGCGGUUCCGGGAGGCGUGGAUCCCGGAUCGGCCUCCGUGCGGGUGCGGUCACAGAUACACUGAACGUCACAGAGGUCUACAGGCUCCUGAAGCAGGCUCCGACGACGCGGCAUGCUCUUCAGCUGGCAUCGCGCCUGCGUAAAGCUGCCAGGGACGGGAAGCGCACGAAGGAAGGGCGCAUGCUAGACCCCGGCAUCGUCGAUGAAGCCUUGGAUGUGCUUUUGGAGAACAAUGCGAGGCUCCGAAUCCCGGUGAAGAAAGUGCAGAGCAUCUACGACGAGGACGAGGACGAGGACGACGAGGAGCUCUCGAACCCCUUCGCGAAAAAGCGCAGGCCGCAGGAUGCGCCUUGGGCGGAGGAGGCCUUCCCCGAAGCCUCCGAGGCCGCGGAAGCAGGCGAUCCGACCUUGCUGGCUCAGGCGGCAGCCGCCGAGGAGGCGGAAGACCGGGCCGAGGAAUUCGGUCGCGCCACCGCUGAGCAGUUCGAGGAGAGGAAAAGAAGUCCGGAGCCGCAGCCGCAGCCGGAGCCGAAGGCACCGCCCCGCUGGAAGUCGGGGUCUUCCCCUGAGACAGAGACAGAGAACGAAGAGGACGACGGCGACGUGCCCUACGAGCUCUGGGAGCAGGUGAUUUCCAAGAAGUUCAACGUCGUUGACAGGGUUUGGAAAGCCCCAACUUCGACGGACCUCCCUAGGGUGCCUAAGCUGAGCGAAGAUGCGAUGGUUCCUGAGAAUGCAUGGCUGAGAAUGCCCCACAUUGCCGUGAACGGCAUGACGAACUGCGGGAAGUCCUCCCUAAUCAACCACGUUGUGAGAUGGAACUAUGCCGCCAAAGCAUCCUCGAGGGCAGGGCGAACAACGAGCAUCGAUUUCUACGUCGUGAACAACCGCUUCGUCCUGGUCGAUUUGCCGGGGUAUCCUGAUCCCGAGGAGAUGGCUCACCAGGGUGUACUAAAGCGAUGGGAGGCGGUCUGGGAGGACCUCGUGCUGCGAUAUCUUCAGAUGUGCGAGGAGGGUGUCUACGAUUUGCGCCUUAUGAUGCACCUGCAGCAGAGCCACAAGAAGCCGUCCCGGGCUUGUAGGCGCUUCGUACAAGAGCUACAGGAGCGGAAACUUCCUAUGCUCUUGAUCAUGACGAAGGACGAUCAUCUCGUGAAGCCACAGGAGCAACGGAACCCUUAUGCUACCCAGAUGAAAAAGACCUUGCAGCUGGAGGGACCCCACAUCCACUACACCUCCAAGAAGGGCUUAGCAAUGGCCCGGAAUUGCAAAAACCACGUGCAGAAGUGGAUUCGGAGGGCAGUGACGGCAGAGAGUGCAGAGGAUGUCAAGACGCUCCUGAAGGAGAAGUGGGAGAACCGGACAAUCUCUGCCCCCAAGAAGACCGCAGAAGAGAAGCAAGCAAAGAUAGACUUCUGGAAAGCCCGGUACAAGAAGAUGAGGAAGGAGAAGAAGGCCAAGCGCCGAGGAGAAAGGGCCACCCUCGCCGCCCUGGCGCGCGCCGCCAAGGGGGGCCCAGUCUCUGGUGGUGAUCUCGACGAGGACUUUGAGGACGAGGACUUCGACGAAGAGCCCGCUGUAGACAUGGACUUCGCCUAG
Symbiodinium sp. CCMP2456 is the source of this 6450-nucleotide messenger RNA. The record is from the annotation of a GenBank genome assembly. NCBI's taxonomy places the organism in Eukaryota, Dinophyceae, Suessiales, Symbiodiniaceae.